CUGUAUUGAAUCUAUUGAUUAUCGAAGGCUGGAAAAAGUUGUCAUUUUGGCCGUUAGCUGUAAAUCUAACUCUUCUUCAAACCCUUUCUUUAUAUACACCAUCUUGUAUUUUUCAACAAAAAAUACUUCAUCUUUCGGUUCCUCUGUUAAAUGGGUGCUUGUUAUUCAACAACAGCCCACUCCCGGACAGAUAAACAACAUCAAGAUCGUCGAUGGCGGACCUCCAACCGCCCUACUAAGCUUAAUCGUACGCCCAUCGAUUUUAACUUCACCUUUGCCACCAGGGCCGACGACAAUCUGCUCCACCAGAUUCCUGGUAGGCUUGUCGCUAAUGCCUCCUCCACCAUCGCCACUUUACAUACACAGCAGGGCAAGAAAGGAAUCAAUCAAGACGCCAUGAUCGUUUGGGAGAAAUUUAGCUCAAACAGUGAUGCAGUCUUCUGUGGAGUAUUCGACGGCCAUGGUCCUUACGGUCAUAUGGUAGCUAGGAGAGUUCGGGAUUCGCUUCCUGUUCUCUUAUCUACUCAAUGGAUGAAUAGCACGAACAGCGAUCAGAGUUGUGAUAAUGAGAACAUGAAUGCCGAUGGAAGCAUACCGGAAGAGGAGCUGUUAGAAGAGUAUUGGUGUGAACAAUCGGAUAAUGAGGAGAAAGAGACAAUCCCGGAGAAGUAUUUACCACUUAAAAAGUCUUUACUGAAAUCUUUCAAGUUAAUUGACAAGGAACUGAAGAACCAUCCGUCCAUCGACUGUUUCUGCAGCGGAACAACUGCUGUUGGUUUGAUCAAGCAGGAUCAGGAUCUUAUAAUUGGGAACGUUGGUGAUUCAAGAGCGGUGAUGGCAACCAGAGAUGAAGACAAUUCAUUAGUUGCUGUCCAGUUGACUGUCGACUUGAAACCUAAUCUCCCAAGAGAAGCCGCUAGGAUUCAGCAAUUUAAAGGAAGGGUGUUUGCAUUGCAAGACGAGCCAGAGGUUUCACGCGUAUGGUUGCCCAACAGUGAUUCUCCUGGUUUGGCAAUGGCUAGAGCCUUUGGGGAUUUCUGUCUAAAGGACUUUGGUUUAAUUUCGGUCCCAGAUGUUUUUUACCACCGUGUUACUGAUAGAGACGAGUUUGUGAUUCUUGCUACUGAUGGGGUAUGGGAUGUCCUCUCAAAUAAGGAAGCUGUGGACAUCGUGGCUACAGCCCCUGGCCGAUCGACAGCAGCCAGAGCGCUCGUUGACUGUGCUACGAGAGCCUGGAAGCUCAAAUACCCAACUUCUAAAACCGACGAUUGUGCUGCUGUCUGCCUAUUUCUUGACCAAAAGCCCAAGGGUGUCGAGAAGGAAGCGAAGAAACAAGAUAUUGAUGUUGUAAAUGAGGAGGUGAAGGUGAUGAAUACGAGGAAGGAAGAAGAUAAUAUCGAUGAGAUUGAAAAGCAUUCGGACAGUAGUGGAGAUUGUAAUGAGAUUGAAUUGGCGAAAGAGAAGGUAGCAGAAAAGAGGGUUGGAGGGUCUAAAAGGAGCCUAGCGGAAUGCAUAUCAACCUCGGAGGAUGAAGAAUGGUCGGCUCUUGAAGGCGUGGCUCGUGUCAAUAGUUUACUAAGCAUUCCGAGGUUGUUGUCGAUGGACAGCAGUUGGAGAAAAUCGAAUUCAAAGAUUUGAAAUAUGUAAAAUUUUUGAAGAAUGGUGUGGAUGGGAUGUAUAUAUGGCGUUGGAAUUGGGGUUAUUUUUGUAUCUGUUGCAGAAAAGAGAAGUCUUGAAUAUUUUUGUUGGUGUUGUUUGUAGAACAGGAAUCGGAUAUAAUAUUAAGUCCUUUUUCAUCA
Messenger RNA from Cynara cardunculus var. scolymus (artichoke), 1799 nucleotides. Its product is annotated as probable protein phosphatase 2C 66. NCBI's taxonomy places the organism in Eukaryota, Viridiplantae, Streptophyta, Magnoliopsida, Asterales, Asteraceae. The coding region runs from base 151 to 1638 and encodes 495 amino acids. Gene Ontology annotation, molecular function: protein serine/threonine phosphatase activity. The transcript is spliced from 5 exons. The record is from RefSeq and is a predicted model, not a curated record. Gene Ontology annotation, biological process: protein dephosphorylation.